Molecule: messenger RNA, 1864 nt
Organism: Heterobasidion irregulare TC 32-1
Lineage: Eukaryota; Fungi; Basidiomycota; Agaricomycetes; Russulales; Bondarzewiaceae
Product: aspartic peptidase
Exons: 6
Coding region: 251-1864 (537 amino acids)
Biological process (GO): proteolysis
Molecular function (GO): aspartic-type endopeptidase activity
Source: RefSeq, a predicted model, not a curated record
GUCGUCCUCGUCGUCGUCGGGCGCGCACUCGACCCGCACCUGUUAUUUGCAUCCCGGACUUGGACCGGCCAAGCGUCGCCCUGCACGACCCCAGCCCAUCACCGCUCAGCAGCCACGCGACGAGACAGCAAACACGGUCUUUCUGCACCGCCUCGGCCGCUGCCUCGAAACCACCCCUCCUCAUAACUGAAACACCGCUGCCCUCCGCCGUUCGCUCUUUUGCACACGUUCAAAUCUCUGAGCCCCAGGGAUGCGCCCCCCUCCCCCCCUCUCCCUCUUCCCCCUCCUCUUCCUCACCCUCCCCGCCGACGCCCUCCGCUUCCCCUUCCGCACCCGCGUCCUUCGUCCCAAUGUCCACGCCCUCAUCCCUCGCGCCGACACGAACACAACCGUCGGCGUCUCCAUCCGCAACAGCCAAAACAUCCAGUACAUAGGCAACAUCUCCCUCGGAGGCACCGACUUCAACGUCGUCCUCGACACUGGAAGCUCUGACCUGUGGGUCGCCGGGUCGGUGCCCGGCGCGCAGGACACGGGCAAGGCCGUCACGCUCGCCUAUGCGAUCGGAAAGGCAACCGGAAACGUCCACACCGCCAAAUUGGGCCUCGACAACUACACCGUCGACAACCAGGCAUUCGUCCUCGUCGACGACGCCGCCAGCUUCUCAACCAACAUCACAUCCCAGGGCUAUCAGGGCCUCAUCGGCCUCGGCCCCAACACCGGCUCCGUCGUGCGCGACAAAAUCGGCUCCAGCUCCGCAGACUCCCCGCUCUUCCGCAUCUUCGAGGCUUCCAAGCCCUCACAAAACUACAUCACCAUCCUCCUCGACCGCAAGGGCGACCCCGACGAUGACUUUGCCGGCCAGCUCACCAUCGGCGAGCUCGUCCCCGGCUUCACGAACGUCACGAGCCAGCCCAAACUGACGAUCAAGGACGUGCCCACGCUCACCGACGCAGACCAGCACUGGGCCGUCUUCACCGACGUGCACGGUGUCAUUGGGCCGGACGGCGAGGCCAUCGCGAUAAAGAGCAUCGUGCCCCGCGCCCCGAGCGGUAAGCUCGUCGCCGUCAUCGACUCGGGCUUUUCCCUCCCGCAGGUCCCGCGCGCCAUGUCCGACGCGAUCUACGGCCGCGUGCAGGGCGCCAAGUACGACGAGGACGAGGAGCUGUGGACGCUGCCGUGCGACCAGGAGCUGAACAUCACGUUCAAAUUCGGCGGCAUCUCGAUACCCGUGCAUCCGCUCGACACGGCGAGCAGCGAUUUCAACCUCACCGACUCGAGCGGGUUGCCGAUCUGCGUGGGCAUGUUCCAGCCGAUCACAAGCGCGUUCAGUCUGUUGGGCGAGUAUGACAUGAUCCUCGGCAUGGCCUUCCUCCGAAACGCGUACACCCUCAUCGACUUUGGCAACUUCGUUUCCAACACCGACGACGACUCGGACCCCUUCGUGCAGCUCCUCCCGCUCACGAUCCCGGCCGAAGCGCACGCGGACUUCGUCAAAAUCCGGCUCAACAACGUCGACACGACCGGCUCCGCCUCCAAGACGCUCCUCCCCGCCUCGCAAGAGUCGCACUCCCCCGAGAGCGCGGCGGAGAAAAAGCAGCAUCGCGAGGGCCAGGUGCUCAAGUACUGGCCGUACAUCCUCGUCGGCUGCCUCGUGCUUGUCAUCCUCAUGGUCGGCGGGUGCAUAUGGGGGUGCUGCCGCCGCCGCCGCCGCAACCGCGCGAAGGGCGCCGCGCUCGCGGCCAUCCCCGGCGUGCAGAAGAACCCGUACCAGCCUAUCCACGAGCCUGCGCCGCCGAUGCACAUGCAGCCGAUGGGCGGCUACACGGACCCGUACGGGCACGGGCGGACGUCGCCCAGGAUCUGA